AUGUGCGGGGGUUCAACUGGGCAGCCGUCAAUGGGGAAUAAGUGUGGUGGUAGGCGGAAGCAGAAGAAGGUCGUGGCUUCCACGGGAUUGGUGGCGAAUGUGAUCAGCAAGGAAUAUGGAGGCUCUGUUUCGGCGGAACGGGGGAAGAGGAGUGAAUGUUCCAGGCCUAAGAGACCCUGGAACGUGUACUAUUCGCAAGAGGAAGCGGAGGAGUUUCUGUGCUCAAUGUUGGGAGGAUCUUGCGACCUAGAUCCCGCUGUGGUGAAAGACGUAUUCGGUUAGUGUUCACUUGCUUCGCACCCGUUCGAUUCCCUGCCAUCUCCCUUCUUCAUAGUAAUGCUCGUCACAAGGAACGAUUGUGUAGCACCUACUCUUCCCAAUACGAAUAAUGCGCGCGACUGUUCUUUAUACUUGGCUCAUUUCAUUAGUGUCUCCAUUACUAAAAAUUUCAUGCUCUUGUUGCUUCUGAGCUCUUAGCGAACGUUACAGUCUUCUUAGCUACUGAAAAUAGGAUGUUUCCUGAGACCUAGUUACAUAAGAAACUCACUUUUUAUAUCUCUACCGGGUCAACAAAAACUACUCUGUCGCCCUCAUUCUCAGCACUGGUCUCAACCCAAGGCAUCUCUCUUCUCAUCCGAUGGAUAUCUCUUUAGAAACCUUGUGGAUAUCAUACUUUUUUUGGUAUUCUUGCAUACUUUCUGGCUUUCUGCCGCAUGAAUCACACUUCGUUUUAUGAAGAAUAACCAAUAAGUCGAUCUUUGCAGGGCACUCAGGUUAUGACGUGGAAAAGGUACUAACCCAACGCAUAGCCAUUCGACAUCUAUUUGAAUUUGCGUUUUCUUGUGUAAAGGUUCAUGCAAACAAUGCAUAUUUCCAAUUAAUUGGAAAAUCGUAUGAAUUAUAUACACUCUUUAUUGCCAGUUCAUGGGAAACUAUAUUAUGCCUAUGGAGCGGAAGUGGAUUAUUGAUUCUUGCUGAUUUAUUUAUCCAUUGCUUUCUUUUGCGUGAUACAAUCAUGAUGUUAAAUUUAUGCACUAACGAUGAAAAAUCGUAGAUUGUUGUAGCCGUUGUUGGCCAUGCUCAAGCAUUUUCAAUGUAUACACCAUUGAUGGUUACUCAUGAUCAGUAACUGGAAGAGAGAGCGGGAAAUUCAUAGCAGAGGGGAAAUUUUCAGUAAUUUCGUCAGACCGUACUUCCUUAUGCCACCAUAUUUUAUUGUAAGGGUAUUGACUGUGGAUAUCCGUGUUUAUUAAUCCCUAGAUGGGGUGCAUUUGGCCUAUUCUUCUAUGGGUCCUUCCUUUGGCACUGUUCAGAGAGCGAUUAUGCUCAGAAUAGACAUGGAACGAUAAGAUAUGUUUUACACCAUUUUCGUUAAUUGCUACAAAGGAUGUAUGACAAAGUCUAUCAUCGAGUAUUUCUUGUGUAGGGCACUUACGAUGGUCAGUUUCCAUCAAUGAUGUUCUCUAGAAUUUGUUUCCCAUCAUUAAAUAAUGUUUCGUUGUUUGAUAAACGAAUCGGAUCUGCUUUCAUAUUGCUAAUAGAAUUUCUAAGGUACAUGAGAUGCAUAUUUUUAAUAUUUUAAUUCAUUUUCAACUAGAGGAAAAAAAUCAAUUGCGCUAAUUUUUCUCUGUUUUGCCAUUCAGGCGUUGGAUACAUUGCUAGAUAUGUGUAGUUCAUCAAGCAACAAAUCGAUAGAAAGUUCUAAUGAUUAUAACAAAUUAGGUCAUAUGACGGCUCAAACUGAAGGGUCAAUCAAUGGCUUCCCGAAUGGUGACACAAUUAAGACCCAGGUGCUUUUUAGUGUUUAGUUUAAUGGGCUUCAUUUAACCUUUUGUUACUCUGCUUUCUCGAGGAUCUGUCAAUCUCGUAAAUGAAGACAUCAUGGUCUUUUAUUAUUAUUAUAUUAUUAUAUUAUUGUUAUUGUAAAUUAAUUAUUGAUGAUAUAUUUCUUGCUUUUGGUCAUAUGACUCCAUUCGUUCUGAGAUCGGAACAAAGACCCCUUGAAGAAACUUUAAGAUAUUGUAUGCAUUACAAAAUAAAAAGCGUGUUCUCAAUCCAAGGAUUUUUUGAAAAAUACUUAAUGAAUAAGUCUCUCAUGAUUGGAUUUAACUGCAUUAGUUUGGGCUGAUAUAUUUAACAACGCCCAUGCAUUGUAUCAUGAGAUUUAUUGUUCAAACUUCUCGGAAAUAGUGUACAAGUAGUUGCUUACUAAUAAUGCAACCUGUGAUAAAUUUCUCAGUUAUUGGAUGAACAUGAGAUAUUAUUUUUUUCGAGCAAAAAUUACCUAUUCAUUCACCCGAUAAUAGAGAAAAGCAAAUCUAACUUCACCACUUUUACUUGUUUGACCCUAAUAACGUAAAGCUUCAGGUAACUUGGCAUCUCGGAUUUGGGUAAAUCAUGAUUUUAUGAAAUCUUACUGUACUUCUCAUCCAAGAAAACUGUGGAAACUCAAAAUUGAUCCUGCCUAUGCACAAAGGCUCCUGAAUUCAUAGAUGCUGAGAUAUCUGGAAAUUUGAUAAAUGCAUGCGCCUGAUUGGCUUUUUGUGGUGUUAAUUUGUUACAGCCAAUGUAUGGACAUUUGGACUCAGCAUGUUACACGUUGGCAAAAGAAACUGAGCAUGGACUAGCUUUACAAGACGAUCACAGGUGAGCUUCUCUGAUUCUCCUUUUGUAUUCGUUUUUUCAAUGAACUGAGAUAAUGUGUGUGCAGAUAUUUGUAAACAAUUAAUUUAAUGUAAUAUUAAGGUGACCUAAUUAUCCAGAUUAGUGUUAUAUUUUUUACACUUAUCAUUCCACUGUCACUGCACUCAUCGGCUUACUACUUUUCCGGUGACAAGGUACUGACUUCAUAAACUGGUCGCUUCUGUUUUCAAAUCGUUGACAUCUUACUAUUCUAGCUUGCUUUGAAGAAGAAUUCGCAGCAACAUCAGGAAAUUUUUCCUCAACUCUCAUUACCACGGGUUCAGAGUCUGUACGCUCAAAGUGUACUUUGAAACUGGAAAACUUCCAAAGCAAAAAAUCUGCUUCCAAUGAUUUUGUUCGUUGGACCUUUACGCAGGCGAAAAUGCUUGUGAAAGUGGAGUUACGAAUAAAUUUAAUUUUUUUCUAAUCACGUUUGAUGAGAGUUAUUUUCUUCGUUUAUUGCUGCUAAGUUUUCUUACCGCUUGUAGGGACUGCGACAAGAAUCACACUUCUUCUGAAGGGAAGCUUUUAUUGGAGCCUGGUACAAGAAAUUUGGAUCUUCAACAAGAUGUACUAGCGGCGUUGUUUAACGUGCCCAAUAAUUCCAAGCAAGAAUCUAGCUCUAUGAACUGGAGGAAGGCUCUAAAGAACGUUGAAUCCUUCAGCCAGGGGUUACAGUUUCUCUCUUCAGGCGUUUCAGAAACUCAUCAGAAGCUGCAAAAUGGUACAUGAUACCAAUAUUUUACCAGGCUCUAGAUAUCAUCCAUCAUCCUUCUAGUUUUCGCUCAGUGGUUGGAGGUUGUUUCUAUAAUCUGAAACUGCUAAAACUUUAUUCCUUGUUAUUUAUCAACUAACAUGAAAAUAAUUUCAUUUUUUUUGCGAAUUAUUUGCAACAAAUAAUUCACUCUAAGAAACUCCAAACCUGAUAUUCUUAAUGGCCAUCACUUCUAGUCUGCGUGUAACACAUUUGUUCAUCGCUCCUUCGGCAUCAAUACUCACUUCCCCGUCAUGUGCCAGAUAAAAUGGGAGGCGACGACGUCUUUAGGACUGUUGCAGGUCAGCAUUGGGCGAUGAUGAAGUCAUACUAUCAACAGGUAUGUUUCUACAAGGUUCCAUUCCUACCCAGAUGCCAAGUUGUUCUUCUGAGAGAAACAUAGCUAAGGCCCACAUACCUUUCUAUGAACUGAUCAACAGGCUGCGGUGGCCUACUCAAAAGGGGAUCGAGCUCACGCCAGUUACCUGUCAGAGAAAGUACUGUUCAUUCAAAUAGCUCAGUUGAUGUCUAAAUCAUUUCCAGCUUUUUAAGCUCCAGAUUUUCAAUCAGUCUAUUUAACUGUGUGGGUACAGGGGAAGUUCUGCAGUAAACUCGCCCACGAUGCCGAAGAGAAGGCCAGCCAGGAGAUCUUCGAAGCCAGGUGAGCGUAGCUUUUGAUGAACUUGACCUCCAUUAGUCGCGGAUUUACUAGCUAAGCACGGCAAUUAAAUGAUUGCUACCACCACAGAAACAAGGACAUUGGCAACGCAGUGACGAUUGAUCUACACGGGCAACAUGUUAAGCAGGCGAUCAGACUCUUGAAGGUCCACCUGUUACUGUUGACUUACGUUCCUUGUAAGUUCCAGGCGACUCUUAACCUGUGGUUCCUCUCCAAAGACGGCCUUUUAUGUUUUAAUCCACCGUGUUGUUCUUCGUCUACAGCGAUAAAGUUUCUCAGAGUCAUCACUGGGUGCGGCAGACACAGCGUUGGCGGCGGGGGAAGACUGAAGCAAUCGGUAUGGGAUAUUAAUUUUUCCGCUCUUGAUCCUCUCAUCUUCGCCAUUUUGGGGAAGAUGAGAUGUGUUUCUGUCCUUCAUGCUCUUAUAAUGAAUGCAGUUCUUUACUGGUUCCCACCUCCGUCCAUUUUCUGUUCUGAUUUUCUGAAAAGUAGAUGAAUCUGCGUGUUUGACCAGUAGGGAAACCGGGUUCUUGAGAUCUUCUGCUUGGACUUCCUAGAAAUUAUUAGCCAAAAAAAAAAAGAAGCAAAAAUGGUCAAACUUUGUUGAAUAAUCUGGGAGUCUUUUCGUUCAGCGGUUGGCUCGAAUAUUUUGCAGGCCACCGGUCUCCUGAAGAAGGAAGGCAUCGCCUGGAGUGAAGAUAACCCAGGAACCUUAGUCAUCGGAAUUGACAGAUCGAAGAAGUACAGUUUCAUGGAUGUAGACAGUGAUUCGGAGUAA
Molecule: messenger RNA, 4893 nt
Organism: Spirodela intermedia
Lineage: Eukaryota; Viridiplantae; Streptophyta; Magnoliopsida; Alismatales; Araceae
Source: the annotation of a GenBank genome assembly